GUGACCGGCGCGUGUUGACACGGGUAUAUAACGAUUGAUGUCCUCAGUCCCGUUCUCUCUGUGUAGCGCUGCAGAGUCGAUAUGUCGAAGAUCUCGCUGAUCGCCUGUGUGUUGAUGGCCGUUGGAGCCGUGGGGCAGCUCCCUUCUCCCUGUAUAACACCACCCCAGUUUGCGUGCCGGGGGAUGGAGAUCAACCACGUGGAUGACGUGAUUCGCCGCUUCAUCAUCGGCUACGACGCCACCAACAAGAGGAAGGUGAUGUUCGAGGAGGAACGCGAGAUCAUCCCAGGCCGACAAUUGCACGAAUACUUGAUCCUCAACAACGACAAUGUGGCGUACGACUUCAACAUGAAGACCAAGGAGUGUAUCAAGUCCGUUCCCAGAACGUGGAGGGACUUUGGAAUCCCCCCUAACGCUACCUUCGAGGACGAGUACUACAUCGGAGGCCCAGGGGAGGAGGUGUUCGCCCAGGAAUGGUCCGACAGGAUCCCAUUCAGACAAAGGGAAGCAUGGCUGGGAUCUUUUACCCUCAACGGCUGUUACCCCAUCCAUUCUCUCAUCAUCGGGCCGGAGGAGACUCCAAACGACACCGUCACCAUGCGCUUCUACGACAUCGUUGGCGGCAUUCCCAACCCCAACGACUUCAUCCCCCCUCCCGAGUGCCUGCAGGCUAAAUGGGGAGUCUCGACCAUACGCUCAUACUGGAGUCGAUAUGUCGAAGAUCUCGCUGGUCGCGUGUGUGUUGAUGGCCGUUGGGGCCUUGGGGCAGCUCCAUGUAUAACACCACCCCAGUUUACGUUCCGGGGGAUGGAGAUCAACCACGUGGAUGACGCCAUUCGCCGCUUCAUCAUCGGCUACGACGCCACCAACAGGAGGAAGGUGAUGUUCGAGGAGGAACGCGAGAUCAUCCCAGGCCGACAAUAUCACGAGUACUUGGUCCUCAACAACGAUAACGUGGCGUACGACUUCAACAUGAAGACCAAGGAGUGUACCAAGUCCGUUCCCAGGACGUGGAGGGACUUUGGAAUCCCCCCUAACGCUACCUUCGAGAACGAGUACUACAUUGGGGGCCCAGGGGAGGAGGUGUUCGCCCAGGAAUGGUCCGACAGGAUCCCAUUUAGACAAAGGGAAACAUGGCUGGGAUCUUUUUCACUCAACAGCUGCUACCCCAUCCAUUCUCUCAUCAUCGGGCCGGAGGAGAGUCCAAACGACACCGUCACCAUGCACUUCUACGACAUCGUUGACGGCAUCCCCGACCCCAACGACUUCAUCCCCCCCCUUCAGAGUGCCUGCAGGCUAAGUGGGGAGUCUCGUCCAUGCCCUCAUACUGGUAGAGGGCGCCACUAGACACCGGGAGUUACCUCCCUUAGGUGUAUUGGUUGCCGCCAUUCUCCGUUGUAUCGAGUGUAUCAAAUGGUCCUGAGACCGCUUUAUAUUUUAGAUGUUAAUUAUUUAAAACAUGUUUUCAUGUACAUAUAUUUUGUAUCACAAAAGUUUGCCAUCUGAACGAGUGUGCUAUGAGCUGCAUGUUGGUGUGAAUUAUUUUUGAUGCCAUCACUUACUUAAGUAGUUAUCUCCCUUUAAGUAAUCCAUUUAAUGAUACUUUCUUUAAAAUGUCCCUAUUUUGACUGAAGCAGCAAUGUAGGGACUGUGAUGUAAGGGGAGAUAAUCGACAUCCGCAUGCUCAUCUGUAAUGGCGUUCGUCACAUGAAACAUCUCACGUGUGUCUUUCAGUGCCCAUUUCAAUAUUUAUCUGUUUGUGAUUUCUAGUCGAACACAUUUACAUACUAGUGUGAAAACUAUUGCAAAACGGUCAUCAAGGGCUAGAACUGUGAUAGUAUUACACCAGCUGCGUUCCAUUCUGGGCGGUUCACACGUUCUCGAACACUUAUAACGGUUCACCGCGAGCACUCGAGCAAACGCACACUCACGUUCACGUGACUGUCAUAUGACUAUCACAUGACUCAACUGGCAGGUACCUGUGCAAUACUCGUAACGUUGGUCAUUGAGUUGACAAGGAUUUAUUUGAUUAAUGUUGAUUGUCUUGUUCGUCGAGAUACCUCCUACAGCAAUUAGACUGAAUUUUUUAAUAUAUAAAAUAGUGUAGAACGUAUAUAUUUCAGAUUCAUAUUAUAUUUAGCUUCACAACCCCCGCUUCAAGUCGCCACCCACUACGGCCAUGCCCCGAGAUCACCUGUAACCGAUCAUGUUUGUCUUUGACUGUUUGUCACGUGUGACAUAUGACAAAACAAGCUGAUGGUUGUUGACCCCCGCUAAUGUAGCCAGCCUGUGCACUCACGAACUGCAUUUAGUGAAAUCUUUCAGCGAAUGUGCAUUUUAAUGUCAUUGUGACAACAACGCCUUUUAUUUUCGCUUCUCUCAGAAAUAAAACUUUUUUCUGAAAA
Haliotis rubra (blacklip abalone) is the source of this 2405-nucleotide messenger RNA. RefSeq lists its product as uncharacterized. The record is from RefSeq and is a predicted model, not a curated record. NCBI's taxonomy places the organism in Eukaryota, Metazoa, Mollusca, Gastropoda, Lepetellida, Haliotidae. Gene Ontology annotation, molecular function: calcium ion binding. Gene Ontology annotation, biological process: cell-matrix adhesion. The transcript has 8 exons. The coding region runs from base 82 to 1347 and encodes 421 amino acids. Gene Ontology annotation, cellular component: lysosome; extracellular region.